Cladophialophora yegresii CBS 114405 is the source of this 2427-nucleotide messenger RNA. RefSeq lists its product as uncharacterized. NCBI's taxonomy places the organism in Eukaryota, Fungi, Ascomycota, Eurotiomycetes, Chaetothyriales, Herpotrichiellaceae. The record is from RefSeq and is a predicted model, not a curated record. The transcript has a single exon. Bases 1 to 2427 code for a protein of 808 amino acids.
AUGGAUCCUCUCAGACCAAAGACAUCCCAGUCGGCUGAAACCCGCUUCCACUACUCUAAGCCAAACUACGCACAACCUUCGCAGUAUCAACAAUUCCCCCCACAUCCGGGAGUAAGAGUGCCUCCGAACAUCAAGCUCAGUGCACGGCAAGUCCCUGCUGGCGUGGGAGUUGCGCCGCCCCCAGUCAGAUUUGGCAGCCCAGCACGCCCAAUACAACAACCCCGAACUAAUGGGAAUGGGAUGCUGGUGCAGGAUUUCAAAUUCCCUGCUGCGCCUCCCAUACCAGCAACCAGCUCCGGCAGAUCCAGGCAGGAGCCGUGGCAGCAGUCGCCAGGUUCGAGGUACAACGGACACGAAUCCUAUCUGUCGUCAGUCGUGAAUGAUUUUACUCCCGAAACCACCCCCGGCGGUAGAUCGCGCGGCUUCCCGACACCGACCUCGAAGAGAUAUUCCGGGUCGCUUUAUGCUGAGAGUGACGCUCUGGGGCUCGAAGAGCGAUUUGAUUCAGAGGCACGCGGCCCGGAGUCGGAUGAGAGCUACUCACCUGACCCAACACAGCAGAUAGUCCGGCAGGCAAGUCUGGGCAAAAGAGCAAAGCCUGCCCUCACAACCAUAAGAAACAGAGAGAGUCAGCCGGAACCAAACAUACCAGAAAACUUCCCAGCUCCACCAACCCAGACUAGCAGAAAAACAACUAUGGAAGCUCUCAGCGCGGCUGUUGCUGCUGGCAUGAGCAGUGCGCCGCAUGUUGGGUCGCGCUCAGAGACACCUGUAUCCCGUGGCCACACUCCCAUCAGGAUGCCCUUCGAUACAUCUCCUCCUGCAUCCCCAUCUGCAGAUAGAGAAUUCCUGCAAACCCCAAAGUCACCCAACACCAUUGUAUCCGGAAAGAUGCUUGGCCAGGCGGCGGGCUCCGUGCACUCUCAGAAAUCCACAAACCCUUUGCUGGGUCUGGGCAUCGAGCAACCGUCAAUGAGCGAUAAGAUACCCGCCAAUCGACGACCGCCCAGACUCGAUAUGGACGCUGUCAGGGAGGCCGAAUCCCGCGGUAGCACAACAAGCUUGGCGGAUCUGAUCAAGCGGGCUACGAGAUUGGCUGCCAAUCUGGAUAGAGGCAGGACCGCGAGUAGGUUGGGUAUGCUGGAUAUGUUCGGAAGCACUGAAAAGUUGGGGAUACCCGGUACCCAGAAUCGCCAUUCGACCAUGUCAGAUAUGCUAUCAGCUUUCCCUGCUCCAGCAAUAGGUGGUACUCCGACCAAAAGAGACACUGCCUGGCCUUUGGGCGAAAAGAGUGACGCCUACGCCUCAACAACGGACCUGUCGAGAGGUCCGCCGGGAAAGCAACGGCGGAAAUGCUGCGGCUUAUCACUGCCUGUUUUCAUCAUCGUCCUCAUUGCUGGCAUCGUCCUCAUCGCUGCCGCAGUGUUAAUACCGAUCUUUCUAGUACUUGUACCAAAACAACACAAGAACAGCAACGAGCUCAGCGAUUGUGCUUCAAAACAUCCUUGUCGAAACGGUGGCACGAGCAUUGUGAGCAACAAUGUAUGUGUCUGCGUGUGCUCGAACGGCUUCACCGGGAGUCAGUGCGAAACCUCUGGCAACACAGACGACUGUAUGACCAUCACCUUGAACGACGGCGACACCGAGUAUAAAAACGCAACGAUCGGCUCUUCAAUACUUCCAUCUCUCACAGAUACACAGAAUCGAUUCGACAUCCCUCUGAACGUCUCGACCAUCUUAUCGGUGUUCUCCUUUAAUAAUCUUUCAUGCAUCGGUGAGAACUCUAUGGUUGACUUCAAUUCAAGCGCCCUGAAUCAAGGGGCGAAUUCAAAGCGCUUCGUGAUGAUACCCGGCCUUGAGCCACAGCCAUCUGCUAUCAAUGGCUUGCCUCACUCACCACGGAUCACGGCUCGUGCUGGAGCAGAUUGCUCGGAAGAACAUCUUGAGAAGAGGCAAGAUGGCCAGUCAGCCGGUACAACGACUUCUAACGGCAUUGUGUUCGCGCAGAGCUCUCCUACUAUUGGCGCAAUAGCUCCAACCACAGCUGUCGUUGCUGGUGUCUCGGCCAGUGCCAGCGUUAGUGAAACGAGCACUCCUAUCGCUUCAGCAACCGUGUCGUCAUCACAAAGCAAUUCCACGCCCACGACUGAGGCCCAGUCUCCUUCAACUGUGACCGACAAAGAAGUGGAGUUUGCCAAGCUUGUGGUCCUUUACGUCUUACAGGAAUCACGAGCUGUAAGCGUCGCAGUGAAUGCACAGCAGCGGAUGGAGUCAUACUUUUCUGCGCAAACAUCGGACAACGCCACGUCUUCAGUGGUAGAUGUUGGCUUGGGCAACCUCGUGCUCACCGCCGAUUUUGACACGUUCAGCAUAACCAAGGCAGACGGGGAAGUGAUCGGCGGUGACGAAGGUUCCGGGUCAAGAUGA